UUCUUGGUGACAACACGAAGAAUAAGACACAUUUUUGUUUGAAAUAUUUGCACUUACAUUGAACUCAUGCGUCUUCUGGCACGAUGAAAGAUUUUGUCACGGGAUAAACAGCAAUUCUAUGUAGGAGACUCUGAACUGCUGUUAAUAUCUUUUUAAUUACGGUAUCUCACACCAACAAUUGACUGACUUAGUGGACCGAAGAGAGCGAUGUCAGCUUCCACAAUCGAAAUGCAUUGAUUACUUGUGACGGGGUCAUAAUUUUCGUUACUUGAAAAAAUGUUAUUUCACAAAUUUAAUUUUUUCGGUGAGGUAACGUAAACCAGUGAAGGUAGCACUUAGUCGAGUGCCCUGGGGCUACUUCAAUGGAUCAUGACGGAAUGUUGUUUACAUUUGAAGGGACAUAAACAAGGUGCGUAUUGUGUUUGAAGACUUGUCACUAAUACUGAUGCAAGCGAAACGAAGGUUUGCGUGUUCUACUAAAAUAUUGUCGUGAUGCGCGCUGAUGACUUUUGAGAUAGAAAGAUACAUAGAGGAGGAUUAAAGCACACGAACAGGAAAAAAAGGAUUCACUUUCGAAGCUAUAAGGAGAACAAGUCGGCGUCAAAUGAGCGACGGCCCGAAAGAAGGCGUGAAGGAGGUGUGUAUACUCGAGGCAUGUACAAACUUUGACAUGGAGUCAAAUAUAUCCACAUCAAAGAUUGCUCAGGAUUUUGAAGGAAUAACUCUUGCAAAGAACACUGCUAUGCGUAGAAGAAGGCAUUCAUUGUUCGAGACAAAAGAGUUGCCCAAGAUACGAGAGGGAGACCAUGGUGUCGCCGUCAUGACACAUGCUGAUUAUCCUUUGCGGAGUCGCUCGAAAUCCCUUCCGUUCGAACCUGAAAAGCGAAAGAUUCCAAUUGGAUUCGAGCAAGAAAAUGUCAGAAAGCUUCUCCAAGAGGUUUUGGAGAGUAAACUUAAAGGAAGAAGUUACGUAGCGAGCGAAUGCGCAGCGUUAACACGAGAACUAGUAGACAUUAUGCGCGACAAAGUUGCAGCACUCGAUUUGAACAAAUACAAAUUUAUUUGUACUUGCUGUAUUACGCAAAAACUCAAACCGCCUCUUGCCAUGCAAAGUGGCUGCGCCUGGGAUGAAAGCACGAUAGGGAUUGAUAAAGACGGUUUCGCUGAAUUUGUUUACAAGAACGACGAUCUCAUCGCAGUUGCUACGGUUUAUGGAGUUCACGCUCAGAAGAGGACGCAAAGACAGAGGUGCAUAAAGAGUAUCAAGGGAUCCAUUUACUCGCCCAUCCCAGAGUGAACCUUCCAAGGAAAAUUUUGCUUGCAGGGAACAGGUGAUAUCAAUUCCCAUAAAGGACAUUAAAAAUAUGAGACUGGCGAAUGUAAUAAACAACUGUUUCCUCGACAGUGCUGGUCUAACGAUACUGAUGUAAAAUGUUUUUGUAACUGAAGUAGUUAAAAUAACAAACUAGUUGACAAAAGUGACAAACGUUACGUCUUGAAUUUUCGAUUUGUUUUGGACAAUCAAUAUCGUAAACGAUGCGGAUAAUGGUCGAAUAAUAGAGUUCUUGCUAUGAUAUGUAUUAAAUCAUGUCGUAGUUUUCGCAAGACUGAUCCAAAAAAGGAACAAAAAACACCUACAUUUCUAACAUUUGAUGCAAAAAUUGUCUGUUACAAAAAACGGUCGAAAAAAGUAUAUUUUGAAUACAUAAUCAGAAAAUAAUGGAUUUGAAGCUUCCGAACUUUGUUAGCUGACGAGUUGAUGUAAUAAUAGAUGAUUGACGGCUCUCAAGGCUACGAACUAAUUAUGCCGUGAUAACAACUCUUACGUCGGGGCAUGUGAUAAGUCUUACGUCGAGGCAUGUCACGAAAUACGUGUCAAGCUCGAUUAGUCCGCUGUCUUUAAAUAGCAUCACCAUGUCUCCUACAAAAGGAUUUAAAUACCUCUUAGCUCCAUAGAUCCAUAUAUUUUUGCCACUUUUGGUAUUUUUCCUCAACUGUCACCAGUUUACAGCUUUUUGACUUCAAGUACCAAUCGUUUAUUGACCGGCUGGCCUAAUAAGGAAGACACUUAUAAUUAUCCUGUGAGCCGACUACUUGCUUAUGUCAGUAAGUAAAGCGUGAAAUACGUUUCUGCAUUGAUGUGAUGAUAUUUUGCAACAGCUGGCUCACCAAAGUAGACAUUCUUAAAGGCAAAGCCAAUGCUGUUUAAGGUGGCUUUUACGUUUACUAAUAGCUGGUUACCGACUUAUUUACAAGUAUUUCGCUUAGCUGAAUAAUCGGUUAGUCAGCAAUAGCAAUGUUUCCUCAUAAUAUACGUUACACCUUUGACUACAAGAUUCAGAUUGACAUGGUUUACUAAGAGAUUAGUACACAUAAAAACGAUUAAGAAAAAAUUUAUUUUCA
Pocillopora damicornis (cauliflower coral) is the source of this 2403-nucleotide messenger RNA. RefSeq names its product dynein light chain Tctex-type 5-A. NCBI's taxonomy places the organism in Eukaryota, Metazoa, Cnidaria, Anthozoa, Scleractinia, Pocilloporidae. The record is from RefSeq and is a predicted model, not a curated record. Gene Ontology annotation, molecular function: dynein intermediate chain binding. Gene Ontology annotation, biological process: microtubule-based movement. Gene Ontology annotation, cellular component: cytoplasm; cytoplasmic dynein complex.